AUGGCUGCACAGGAGCCGUCUCCACCAUCUUCCCUGGAAGGUAACAAACCGGGCUUCUCUAAGAAAAUCCUGGCCAACAGCCUCGAAGACAAGCAUUUGUGCAAUUCGUGCCAGAAAAUCCUGAGAAGGCCUCUGCAAGCUCAGUGCGGCCACCGUUUCUGUUCGUUCUGUUUCAACAAAAUUGUGAGUUCUGGACCACAGAAAUGUGGCGCUUGCAUCAAAGAAGACUUGUUUGAAGAACCCACUUCCAUUCUCAAGCAAGGUGGUGCUUUCCCUGACAAUGCAGCUCGGAGAGAAGUGGAGGCCUUGGCAGCUGUCUGUCCCAAUGAAGGAUGCACGUGGACAGGAACUAUCAAAGAGUUUGAGGCCAACCAUGAGGGCAACUGUGACUUCAUGAUCAUCCUCUGUCCUUCCUGUAAAGAGCUGAUGAGAGCCAACGAACAGGAGCGCCACAACGAGAGAGAGUGUCCAGAGCGGACGCUCAACUGCAAAUACUGCAAAGAACCCUUCCUGUUAAAGAACAUCAAGGCUCAUGAUGAAAUCUGUCCAAAGUACCCGAUGAUUUGUGAAGGCUGUGCAAAGAAAAAGAUCCCCAGAGAGAAGUAUGUGGACCAUAUUAAGUUCUGCAGUAAAUUUAAAGCACCAUGCAGAUUUCAUGUUGUUGGCUGCGAUACGUCUGUGGAGAAAGAGAAGAUCCAUGACCACGAGCGGCAGUGUUCGUAUGAACACCUCAACCUCCUCCUGCAUUUCAUCAUGGGCAUCAAGCUGCAGCUCCAGAGCGAAAAGACCAAGGUGGCAGAGCUGAGCCGGCGCUGCCAGGAACUGGAGCUCAAAGUGAGCACAUUUGAGAACAUUGUCUGCGUCCUCAACAGAGAGAUGGAGCGCUCCUGCACCACCAUGGAGGCCUACAACCGCCAACACCGACUGGACCAGGACAAGAUCGAGAUCCUCAACAACAAGGUUCGCCAGCUGGAGAGGACGGUGAGUCUGAGGGACCUGUCCAUCGUGGAGAUGGAUGGGAAAAUGAGGGAGAUGUCCGCCGCCACGUACGAUGGCAUCUUUGUCUGGAAGAUUUCAGAUUUCACCAAAAAGAGGCAGGAUGCCGUGGCUGGCCGUGCCCCCGCUAUGUUCUCUCCUGCCUUUUAUACCAGUAAAUACGGCUACAAGAUGUGCCUCCGAAUCUACCUGAACGGUGACGGGACGGGCCGUGGCACCCACUUAUCAUUGUUUUUUGUGGUAAUGAGAGGACACAGUGACGCACUUCUCAAGUGGCCUUUCAAUCAGAAGGUCACCCUAAUGCUGCUCGACCAGAACAACAGGGAGCACAUAAUCGAUGCAUUCCGGCCCGACAUCUCCUCCUCAUCCUUUCAGAGGCCCGUCAGCGAUAUGAACAUUGCCAGCGGCUGCCCACUCUUCUGUCCGCUCUCCAAGCUGGACUCUAAAAACUCCUACAUACGCGACGACACCAUCUUCAUCAAGGCCAUUGUAGACCUCACUGGGCUCUAG
This is a messenger RNA of Chelmon rostratus (copperband butterflyfish), 1506 nucleotides long. It is a transcript of the gene traf2a, whose product is annotated as Tnf receptor-associated factor 2a. Gene Ontology annotation, biological process: tumor necrosis factor-mediated signaling pathway; protein K63-linked ubiquitination; positive regulation of JNK cascade. Gene Ontology annotation, cellular component: plasma membrane signaling receptor complex; cytosol; cytoplasmic side of plasma membrane. The transcript has 11 exons. The record is from RefSeq and is a predicted model, not a curated record. Gene Ontology annotation, molecular function: ubiquitin protein ligase binding; ubiquitin-protein transferase activity; zinc ion binding. Lineage: Eukaryota; Metazoa; Chordata; Actinopteri; Chaetodontiformes; Chaetodontidae. Bases 1 to 1506 code for a protein of 501 amino acids.